Messenger RNA from Metarhizium acridum CQMa 102, 786 nucleotides. RefSeq lists its product as uncharacterized. Gene Ontology annotation, molecular function: heme oxygenase (decyclizing) activity. NCBI's taxonomy places the organism in Eukaryota, Fungi, Ascomycota, Sordariomycetes, Hypocreales, Clavicipitaceae. The record is from RefSeq and is a predicted model, not a curated record. Gene Ontology annotation, biological process: heme oxidation.
AUGGAUGAUGUCAAUCUCCCCUCAAAGAUCAAAGAGGUAAUCAGGGAGGUUCACGGAAAGGUCAACCGUCUCAACACCGCCCGAAUUCCGCUUUGUCUCCCGCCCCGAGCAAAGUCGCCGGCCAUCUAUGCACUGGGACUUGCGCGGUAUGCCGAGAUUUUUCUGGGCCUGGAGAAGGUCUGGCAUGCCCAGAUUGGGGACGCCUCAGAAUGGAUGGGGAACAUCAGCGACGAGCCAAGCUCCUACAAGAGCGACAAGGAGAGAGUGCAAGCGGCCCUACGAAUGAUAUACCUUCCCGAGCUUUUGCGAACAAGGCACCUGCAAGCUGACUUUGCGGCCCUGAAACUGCUGGAUCCAGAGAUGGCCGGUCUCGACUCGGAGCAAGGACACGCGGGCAGCGAGAUUCGAAAGCACAUUGAGGAAUGUGUCUCCGGAAAGCCGCAUCUCCUCGUGGCUUACGUAUGGAUCAUGUACCAAGCCCUGUUCAACGGCGGACGCUUUAUUCGCGCGCAGCUCCUCAAGGCCGGUCCCGAAUUCUGGGGUUUACCUGCCGACGAGGCGGAUCUCACUGCCUUUCCACCACCGCUGUCGUUCUGGCGCGUCGAAGAGGACGAGUUUGUCAAGGCCCGGUUCAGAGACUGCGUCGUGACGGCGGACAGACUGCUGACCGAGCCUGAGAGGCAGGAAAUUUUUGAUGAAGCAGUGGGAAUCUUCAGGCGCUGUGAACUCAUUACACUCCAAUUGGAUGAUGAUGCUACAAGGGGCAGAGCUCACGAACCAUGUUGA